Molecule: messenger RNA, 522 nt
Organism: Drepanopeziza brunnea f. sp. 'multigermtubi' MB_m1
Lineage: Eukaryota; Fungi; Ascomycota; Leotiomycetes; Helotiales; Drepanopezizaceae
Source: RefSeq, a predicted model, not a curated record
AUGGCAGCAGUUCCUCGAUCCCUGGCCGAGAUCAGUCGCAGCGACUCCUCAAGCUCGCAGAAGCGCAGCGCCCUCUCCCACGGCCGUGGCGGCGCCGGCAACAUGGGCCCUCCCGACCCAUCCGCCGAGCCCGUGAACCUCGAGACGCCGACGCUGAAGGGCGAGAUGUACACCACGGGGCGGGGCGGGAGCGGGAACAUGGCCAAGAACGACAUGGGGGAGGAGGCGAGGCGGGCGCAGGAUGUUGUUGGCCAGCCCAGGCGCGAAAGCGGAAAUACCACGCACGUCGGCCGGGGCGGCGCAGCGAAUGUCUUCAAGCCGUCCCCUGCCGAGCUGGAGAAGAUGAGGAAGGACGGCGGCAACUGGGAGACCGCUGUGGGGGACGAUCGGAACGAGGACGGGGGGGAGGUGCUGGCCAGUAGUGCCGGGUUCAAGAAGGAGGACACGAGGAGUGAUGCCGACCGGAGCAAGGGGCUGGCGGACCGGGGCAAGGAGUGGAUUAUGGGGAAGCUUGGGAAGUGA